AUUGUGAUUACUGAUCACUGAUAAUCACUCCCGUGAGAGGAGAGAGAAUUUGCUGAAAUCAAGUGCUUUACCAAUUUGAAAAAUAUGAAAUUAUGUGCAAAAUCCAAUAAUGCAAUUCAAGAUUCUAACAAAUUGAUUCAAGCUCAGAUUGGAAUUGCCAAUUAAAAACCCAGAAUUUUACAAUGCAAGUAAUGAAGGAUAAGUGUGUGUUAAUUAACUUAAUUAGUUCUGAAAGGCGCAAGAAGGCGCGCGCUUUUGACGUAAUGUGGGCGCAAGGCGAGACGCUUGUGCGCUUUAUGAUUUUAUGCGCGGUUGAGUACUUUUUUGAGGGGAGCCACCGAUUUUUAUUUUUUGAAAAAAAUUGUGUAUCGAAAAAAGAGAUAACAUAACCCUCCUUUGGAUAUCAAUUCUCUCUUCUCCAAUAGUCGGGAAACCCUAGCUACUCCCUGCCGCAACACACUAGCAUAGUUCAGCAGUUAUUCUCUUAGUCGCCUCGCCGUUGAUUCAGAGAAUGAGUUUGGGUAAUUUCGAUUUGUUGGUAUCCUGUCCUGGUUCAUUGGAUCCUAAAGAUCCGGCAAGGAAAUAUGGGAGACCAGAUCCUAAUAAUAGGAACAAUUUUACUUGUAAUUUUUGUGGUAAAGUAACAAAGGGAGGGGCGUAUCGUUUAAAGCAGCACCUGGUUGGAGGAUUUAGGAAUGUGACCAAAUGUUAUAGUUGUCCGGAACAUGUAAAGGAGGAAGUCAAGUUUUUUAUGAUAAAAAAGCAACAAGCAAAGGUAGGUGGUCAGAUGUUACCAAGGGUAACUCAGUCUGAUGUUGAUGGUUGUAAUGAUGAUGAAGAAGAUUGUGAGACAUUGAACUCUAAGGGAGGUAGCUCAGUUAAAGCCACGUCUAAAAGACCAAGACUAAAGGGUCCGAUGGACAUGUACUUUACUCCUAUUCCUGAAGAUGCAAUCAGUGGUAGAAAGAAUGGAAAUGAAGGGAGGCAGCGUGGCAGUUUUUCCAUUUGUAAUGAGGAGUCUAGGGAUAAAGCUUGUAGAGAAAUAGCUAGGUGGUUUUAUGAUGCGGGAAUUCCAUUUGAUGCUGUUAAUUACGAAAGUUUUGGAGUGAUGAUUGAAUCAAUUGCACUAUACGGUCCUGUGUUGAAACCACCAAGCAUGUAUGAGUUGGAAGUUCCUCUCCUUAAGCAGGAAGUAGAUGAGAUUCUUAAGCAAAUGGAAGAGCAUAAGAAAGAGUGGGCACAAAGAGGUUGUUCAAUUGUCAUUGAUGGAUGGCAUGAUCCAGUUGCAGAAAGGGAUUUUGUUAACUUUCUAGUCAACUCUCCAAAGGGCUCCAUGUUCAUAAGAUCUAUAGAUGUUUCUGAGAUUGUGGGAGAUGUCAACAUGUUGUUUCAAAUGUUAGAUACCAUGGUGGAGGAAGUUGGAGAGAAUAAUGUGGUCCAAGUCGUGACAAGUAAUACAUCUAAUUAUGUGAAGGCUGGAAGAUUGCUAGAGGCCAACAGACCAUGUCUUUAUUGGACUCCUUGUACGACACAUUGUGUUAAUCUCAUGCUGGAGGAUAUUGGAAAAAUUACAAAAGUCAAAGAUGCACUGAAGAAGUGCAUGUUCAUCAAUGAAUAUAUAAAUAGCUAUGCGUCUCUUUUGAACAUGAUGAGAAGGUCCACAAAUCAAAGAUAUUUGCAUCAGCCGACGAUUGCUAGAUUUGCAUCAUGUUUCACCACUCUUGCGCAAUUGCAUAAGCAAAGAAACAACUUAAAGAAGAUGGUUACCUCUCCAGAAUGGAAUGCUUCCAAUUGGCCAAAGGAAGCGGGAGGAAAGAAAGUUGCGUCAUAUAUUUUGCAAGACACCUUUUGGAAGAAUGUUGUUUAUGCUCUCAAGUUGUCUGGGCCUCUUGUUAAGAUUCUUAAAAUGGUUGAUGAAGAGAAAAAGCCGUCCAUGGGGUAUAUAUUUAAAGCCAUGGAUAGUGCUAAAGAAGCUAUUGCUAAUAGUUUUACAAUGAAGGAAGAACACUACAAGACAGCUUUCGAGUAUAUUGAUGCAAGGUGGGAUUGUCAACUUCAUCUGCCUUUGCAUGCAGCCGGCUAUUUUCUUAAUCCAGAGCUCCAUUAUGAUAAUCCUAAUGUAUCAGAUUCUGAAGAAGUUAUGAUUGGUUUUUUUGAUUGCCUUACACGGUUGGUUCCAGAUUUGGAAAUUCAAGACAAGAUUAGUUGUGAAUUAGAAGCAUAUCGAAAUGGCUCUGGACUCUUUGGUUUACCCAUAGCCGUUAGGCACAGGAAGAUAAAAUCUCCCGCGGAUUGGUGGUCUUCAUUUGGAUAUUCAACCCCCCACCUCCAAAAAUUUGCUAUGAGGGUUCUUAGCCUCACUUGUAGUGCUACUGGUUGUGAGAAGAAUUGGGAUGGUUUUCAACUUCUCCAUACCAAGAAGAAAAACAAGCGUGCACAGAGACAAUUGAAAGAUUUGGUCUUUGUGAGAUGCAAUCGUGCUUUGAAUCGCCGAUACAGUAGGAAAGACACCACAAAUCCCAUUCUCUUAGAAGAGAUUGAUGAAUGUAAUGAGUGGCUACUCAGGAAAAAGGAUGAGAACUCUUGUGCUGAUGUAGAUGAUGAUUUUGUGUUUGAUGAUGAUGAUUUAACAUGGGGUGCGGUUGAUAGAGUUGUUGGAACCUCUGCUCCUAGCUAUGUCACUACGGCAUCAAGGAAGGUUAGGGAUAGAUCUAGGCCCUCAUUUAAAUCUGAUAGAGAAAAGGGUCAUGCUAGUUGCUCUACUCCCAAAACAUCUCUUAGAACUAUGGCGUUGGAUGAUGAAGAUGAGAUAGAAGAAGAUAUUGGUGUAGAUGAUGAUUACGUAGAAGAUGACGAUGCGUAUAUUGAUGACCUUAGUUAUGAAGAGGAAGCGUCAGACGUGCCUAGCAGAUCGGUGCAGAGCGGUGCAGACCCAAUCGCAUCAGACACACCUGGCCGCAGAGACCUACAGCUGCAGGGCACACCCAGUCACUUUCGGCGGAAUGCGGUUUACGUACGGCGCCGUAGGCGCUUCUAGGCUAGAGGACUGUGAGGGAGAAGAGAUCUGAUCUAAAUCCUAAAGAACAGCUACUGUGGAUGAUUCUUGCACAGGCUUUAAGAUUCAAGUACACCCGUAUAGCUUAUGAAAUGUCUGAAAUGUGGAUGAAUCAAAUGAAAAGAAUAAGGGAGACUGGUAGAAACUGUAGUACCAUGGGAGAAAGGGCCGGUAUGGAAGUCAACCUAGACACAUAUCUGUUAUGAUUGACUGCUUAUUAGUGGGUCUUUGUUAGAAAUGGUAAUGGGUCUUAACUCUCAAACGUCAUUUUCUUAAGUAAGUACCACUUUGUAAACCACUAAAGAACAUUGCGUCGUCUACAAAGUUUUGUCUACACUAGGAGGAGAUAUGAUAGUGGUAAAGAACCUUGAGCUAUGUCAUCUAUCAUCUUUGUACUCUGCUUUUGAGUUUUUGGGCUAACCAGCUAUGCAAGUUUCUUCAUCUUUCCCAUAUUAUCACUAAACUCUGCCAUUUCUGGUGAUACUAAAGCACAGGGAUUUAUGUGUUUCUUCUUCA
This is a messenger RNA of Spinacia oleracea (spinach), 3571 nucleotides long. RefSeq lists its product as uncharacterized. Bases 512 to 3037 code for a protein of 841 amino acids. NCBI's taxonomy places the organism in Eukaryota, Viridiplantae, Streptophyta, Magnoliopsida, Caryophyllales, Amaranthaceae. The record is from RefSeq and is a predicted model, not a curated record. Gene Ontology annotation, molecular function: protein dimerization activity. The transcript has 6 exons.